ACUUACCUCUCCUUGUGUUUGUAAGCGGGUCGGAAGUAAUGCAAUGAAACGCUAACACCUGUAUUUACACUCGUAAACCAGGAGAAAGUCUUCAAUUUCAGCUCCAAGAUGGAGCUUUAUUACUCAGUUCUGUUUGUUUUAUGCAUGAUUGGUUCAGGUGAGUCAGAAAUCUUCAAGGAAAUUUGUAAAACUAACGUCUCAAAGUUUCAGGAAGUGCUGCGUUACAAAUACUGCUUUCCGCCAUUUUGGUUUCUCACCUGUCGCAGUCUAUAUUAAACUGUCUAUUAAAGUGCUGUAGCUUGUCUUUAGAAGCAUCUUUGACUAGGCCUUGCAAAUAAACAUGGCUAGUUUCAACAAAUAUUUAAGAAUUAUAUGUAUUAAUAUAACAAUCAUAAAGUCAUUGUUAACAAUGACCUACUUUUACUUUUAGGCUGAGGCCCUAAUAAAAAUAAUAUAAAAUAUAAAAUAAUAAUAUAAUUUAUUAAAUAAAUUAACUUGUUAAUGUCAAUGUUAAAUUAUUAGGUAUAAUAAAUUAUUUUAAAUUGUACUUGUAGUAGACCUCUCAGCAUUCUUGCUAUCAUCUGAAUCUGAGGUAUCACCAAUUAAUAGUAGCCCUCUUGGUCUUACUUAGCCUAACUUAAAAGUCUCAUGACUCAUAUCAAAUUUAAUAAUAAUAAUAAUAUAGUCACAGUUAUAGUUACUAUAUGAUAUGAUAGUAUAGUCAUAGCAGGAAGUCAACUUCCCAGAACAACACUCUUGGACUUAAUAUAUUUAAUAGCCUGGCAUUGAGCAUGUAAAAAUGUUUUCAUUAAUUAUGUAAGUAAAAACAAGGCUACAUUUUUGUAGCCUUUAGACCUUAGACUUUAGAGUUUUCCCAUCAUGCUGACAUUCAGUCUAGGAACUCUAUUAAUACUGAUAGACCCUAAUUUAUUAAUUAUGACAGGGCCUGCAAAAAAAAUCUGCACCAAAAAUAUUAACAUGUUACUUUAGUUGAUGAGCGAGCCCAAACAGUGUUAUCCUAAACUUAAGUUCAACUAUUAACCUUAACAGUGUUAUCCUAAGCUUAAUUUGAACUAGUAGCCUUAAUAGUGUUAUCUUAAACUUAAUUUGAACUAUUACCCUUAAUAGUGUUAUCCUAAACUUAAUUUGAACUAUUAGCCUUAUAAGUGUUAUCCCAAACUUAAUUUGAACUAUUAGCCUUAAUAGUGUUAUCCUAAACUUAAUUUGAACUAUUAGCCUUAAUAGUGUUAUCCUAAACUUAAUUUGAACUAUUAGCCUUAAUAGUGUUAUCUUAAACUUAAUUUGAACUAUUAGCCUUAAUAGUGUUAUCUUAAACUUAAUUUGAACUAUUAGCCUUAAUAGUGUUAUCUUAAACUUAAUUUGAACUAUUAGCCUUAAUAGUGUUAUCUUAAACUUAAUUUGAACUAUUAGCCUUAAUAGUGUUAUCUUAAACUUAAUUUGAACUAUUAGCCUUAAUAGUGUUAUCUUAAACUUAAUUUGAACUAUUAGCCUUAAUAGUGUUAUCUUAAACUUAAUUUGAACUAUUAGCCUUAAUAGUGUUAUCUUAAACUUAAUUUGAACUAUUAGCCUUAAUAGUGUUAUCCUAAACUUAAUUUGAACUAUUAGCCUUAAUAGUGUUAUCUUAAACUUAAUUUGAACUAUUAGCCUUAAUAGUGUUAUCCUAAACUUAAUUUGAACUAUUAGCCUUAAUAGUGUUAUCUUAAACUUAAUUUGAACUAUUAGCCUUAAUAGUGUUAUCUUAAACUUAAUUUGAACUAUUAGCCUUAAUAGUGUUAUCUUAAACUUAAUGUUGAUCAAUUAGUAUUAGCCUACACAGUGAGCAUCCUAAGUAAUGUAAAUCAAAAUGAUCAAAAGCAUGUACUUGCAGUAGAUGGGGCCUAUACUUAACAACACAUCCUAUCCCUUAUUUGAUGAUGCUAACAGUACACCAUAAUUUAAACACUGGUAAAGCCCAUACGUUCUACAGGCCCGUAUAAUUUAACUACUACAGGCUUCACUGUAGUUUAGGCCCAUUAUAUUCCAAAGCAGUCCUUACUGUUUUAUAGUAUUCCAAAGUAUAGGCCACCAAUUUUAUGAAUCAUUUAUACUGUGGUGGAGCAGACAAAACUAUACAUUUUAUUAGUAGCAAGCCAAUCAAUGUCAUACUAUUUCAGUUUUUUGAAAAUCUCACCUAAAAUUAAGAGUCGCCCAGAGACCUCUGAAUCAAUAUAAAAUUGAAUUCAUUCAGAUGUCAUGGCAACUGGGGCCACCUUGUCUGUUGACUGCCCUUGCAACUACAUCUUAAUAAAUAGUUGCACUGUUUUUUUAUGUCAGCAGUUCACCUUGUAGUCCCUCAUUUGUAAAACUAAAGUCAAGGUUGAGCACUCAUUAGAAAAACAUUUUAAAUUUAUUUAAGCUACCCAAAACCUAUACUUUCUUUUUUCCUUCUUCACAUAGGGCUAGCACUUGUGCCCAUUCUUUUUCUUUUUUUUUUUCCUGUUAUUUAGGUAUAAGUAGGAUAUACAUAUUUUACAUCAAUUUAAUUUAUAAUUUUAUUAAUGUUUUGUAGUACUGAUGACGGCAUUUGCAGAAACAUUUUUAUUUUCAUCAAUUAUAAAUAAAGCUUACCAUAUAUUGUUUUGUUUAAAAAAAAUAUUUGUGUCCUAUCAAUCAGGGUUAGCACUCGAGUGUUAUGUGUGCCAGAACCAACCAGACAACCGGGACAAGUGUGUCAAGACCACUGUCCAGUGUGAGGAGAGCCAAGACACCUGUUUGACACAUAUAGAAUGGAGAGGUGAGAGCUAGUGCCUGUCCACGAAGUGAAACUGCAGUGUUCCCCUUUACCUAUUCACAAUGUUCCGCUUUCUUUUUCAAAAUAUUCCCCUAGCCUGUCCACGGAGUAAAACAGCAAGGUUCCCCACUCAUAUCCUCUGCCUUUACACUGAGGAUCUCUUUUGCCAUUCUCCUGCCUGUCAUUUAUCUUGGAUGACCAGGGUUGAUUUAUAACAAAAAUUAGCUUUUUCAUUUAUUCAACUCCAAAUCAUAAAAUUUCAUUUUGUAUACCUUUAUGCACUAAAUUUGCACCUUUAUGUGUUUUGAUGAGUAUUUCCUGUAAUUAAAUAAAACAUUGCCAAAUUUUUUUCCUUAAAUUUUUUUUUUUUGUUAACCACAUUAACAUUAUUUUGUUAAAGGGAAAUAAGUUUGUUCCAUCUUUUCACUAUUGCCUCUUUAUAAUUAUUUCAAUUUCAUUUUGUCGUUUGCAAUACAUAUUGAUGUAAUAAAUAAGUUUUAAAAAAUUUUGAAAUUGUUAUAGCUCCUGACUUCUGGACACCAAGAAGUGAAAAGAUCCACUACGUCCACAAGCAGUGCCACACGUCCAAGUACUGCUCUGACAUGCAGCGAGAGGUCGGAAUGAAGUGCAUGAGGGAUUGGUACCGCGAUUGGGAAUGUUACGAAUGCUGCCAGGGUGAUCGUUGUAACUUUUAUGUAACGGUAAGUGUCCAUCAGACGCGGAUGCCUGCAUUCCACAAUUCACAAAUAACAUAAUCAUUUAUCGGAAUAUCAUAGGUAAAAACUAGCACUAAAAUAUAGGCUCAUGCCUCAAUAGCAUAUGACUUAAAUUCAUAGAGAUAUAGUUAUGCACACACAUGAGAGCUUUAGACACUUCAUUGUUAAUAUUAAAAAUGUGUCCAUAAUAAUUGUGGAGAAUUGUUACGAAGCCAGGAAUUAAUCAGUCAAUAGCUUCGUUGUCUAGGGGGUAAUUCAAUUACUUAACAAACCAUUGAUUCCUUUAACAAAUGACUCUUUAUUCAAGAAACAACUCCAUUGCUAACACUCCAUUAUUAACCACUCCAUCACUGCUAUUCUCCAUAACAACAACAAACACGUCAUUUCCCCAUACCUAAAUGGUCACGAAAAUCCCAGCACACAGCUACAGCUACCCAAAUACUCUGAGUCAAACAUUCAAUCACAAAACAAGACCAAAUCCUUAACUAGGAUAUUUAUAAAUAAUUAAGUUAUUGAAUUCUCAACAUUCUUUUGGGUGACAAAUCAAGUGAAUUUCUGUUUGCUUCUUAAAGCCCUGUUGACAGGUGCAAAAGAAAAAAAAAACCAAAAGAGUAAAGCUUUAGUCAGACAAUGGGGGAGAAUGCAAAAAUUAAAGGAAAUAAACUCUCUCCACCUCUUAGAUUUAGCUAAAAUGAAGAAUGUCAAAUACGCACACAAAAAAGUCCACAAAAUAUAAAGAAAUAACAAAUGCCAUAGUAUAUAUAUAUGCGUUUGGUGCAAACAAGUAAAUCUUGGUACCUGUUAAGUUUCCCUAAAUGAUUUUUACUACAUAUUACAUAUCACGAAGGAUUGUUACUGCAUGUUACAUUUCCUGAAUGAUUUUUAAUAUUUUAGUUUAACCAUGGAUGAAAGCUAAUGUUAAGAUUUUCCUUUAACAGAACCAACAACAAAAUUUUUUUUUAAAUUUAAAAAAAAAUGUAAUUUAAUCAUAUUUUUGUACACAGAUGUUGAUUUUUAUAUUUUUGAAUAAUCCAGAAGAGUAGUCUUUUGCAAUAGUCUAAACAACAUUUUUAAUACUAAAUUAUUUUAUAUUAUGAAAGAAAAAAAAAGUGGUUGUGAGUGGUUGGGGGGGGGGUAUGGUGUUAAUGUAUCUUGAUGCUUGUAAGAAACUAAGGUAAAAGUCCAUUUUAAUGGGUACAAACUAGUUGAUAGAUCCCAUGCUUAAAAAGUAUGUAUAAGUCUUUUGCAAUAGUCUAAACAACAUUUUUAAUACUAAAUUAUUUUAUAUUAUGAAAGAAAAAAAAAGUGGUUGUGAGUGGUUGGGGGGGGGGGGUAUGGUGUUAAUGUAUCUUGAUGCUUGUAAGAAACUAAGGUAAAAGUCCAUUUUAAUGGGUACAAACUAGUUGAUAGAUCCCAUGCUUAAACAGUAUGUAUACCUGUAUAUUUGUACGUCCACAGCUCGGAUCAUCUGCCGUCUUCCCAAGCAUCAUCAUCUUGAUCACAUCUCUGUUGUUUGUGCGGGCGGCUCAGUUAAGAUAAAUCAUUGGGGUUCGUUUAUUGUUGGUGUGUGUGUGUGUGGGGUGUACGCUGGCUCAUUGAGUACAUGACGCAGUACAAUGUCCUCUUAAAAGCAAAAUUUAUAGGUACCUUGGUUUUAAAAACAAGGAAAAAUGUGUUUGUAUAAUUAAUUACAAGGAAGUUUUGACUUUCAAAUUCAAUUGGAUUUUCUUAUAAAAUAUUUUUUGUUUAGUUAGUUAUUCUUUAUAAUGAAAGGAUUAACUAUAACUAGAAACCUCAAAUUUUAAUUGAAAAGUUAACGCAGCAGGUGGUUAGAUAGAUAAAAUAUUUGUUAGCCAACAUAUUUGUUAACACAACUCCUCAUAGCAGGUGGUAAGAUAGAUAGGAUGAGUGACUGCAACAUAUUUGUCUUUUUUUUUUCUUUCUCACAUUAAAAUCAUCCGGAAUUCAUUUUAUGAAGAAAAAAAAAAGAGAAAAAUCAAUCUCCUUUUCUUGUAAUGUGCCUCUCUUCCUUCUUGAAAGCAUGUAAAUAUUUACCAGACAUUGUUGUACAUAAAGAAAUGUAGCAAAAGAAUCAAUUGCUUUUCCAUGCAUUCCAUUAUGUUUAUUGUACUUGAACUUUUUAUUUACUCCCUUAUUGGUCAUGAGCCUGAUAAGCUCAAAAUGUGUACUAAAAAUAUGUAUGUAGCAUUCCGUGUCAAGACAUGUACAUUACUAAAUUAAAAUAACCUUGGUAUAAACUCUAUGAGAGACAUUCCGUUUAUAUUUUGUACCGGUACAAUAAUUGCUUUUAAAAUUAAGAAAUGAUUUUUAUGAAAGAUUUACAAACUUUUUUUUUUUGUUUUUUGCACCUAUUUUUUAAAGCUGUCGGUAGUGUCAUUCGUAAUUUUUUAAAAUUUAAAUUUUUUCAAAAUUUCUCUUGAAACUUAAUUGGUUCUCAAAUGUUUUGUUCAUAAAAGAUUUUAAAUGUAUUUUUAAACAAAUUCAAAACAACUAAUAAGCAUGCAAGCUUUUGUGGGUUUUUUUUUCCCCUUCAAUAGAAACUUUUGGAGAUUCAGGGCUGGUGGAAAAAAUAUCUCAAGUUAAAAUCAAUUACUGUUGUUUUGUACAACACAUUUAAUUCAUCUUAUUUGACUAUGUUGUUUUCUUUUUAGGUUUAAAAACAUUUUAAGGGGAAUAAAUUUAAUAAAAAAAAGAUCUAAAAAGAUUUUUAUAUUUAAACAUUUAAAAUCUGUUUAGAUUUUUUUUUUUUUCUUUUUGUUAAAAAUUUGUUUAGUUGAAUUAGUUAGUUAUAUAUGGUCUCUUUGUUUGUUACUGUAAUAUAAAUUAAUGGUUUCACACAUUCCAGGAAUCCUUCUUUAAGCUUUGUUCUAAUGGGGUCACUCCAUUUUCUAUUAACGUUAGUUAAAAUGAAUAUAUUGACAGUGUGAUGUUAGCUGUUGGGGUGAUUACUAAAUGCACUAUUUAUAGAUUAGGUUGUGAUAUUGACCAACAUGGAGUCAAAACACAAGCUCAAAAACAAGUAAUGAUAAAAUAAUUUUUAUGUAUCUUUAAAAUAAUAAUAGAAAUAUUCUUAAUGUUUAUCGUUGGCAUAAAAAUCUAAUUUUUGUUAUUUUCAAAUUAAAAUGUCCAGGAUAUUUGUGUGAAAUGAUUCUUAUACAUUUCCAUGAAUUGAUAUUAAUUCAGACAUUUGCAUAAAUUGUAUCUAGACUCAAUAGUGAAAUGUAUUGUGCUUGUAUAAUAGUGUAUGUUCUAGUGAACUAUGGAAUACUAUUGAAAUUCUAAAUAAAAACCAAUUAACGAUAUCACAAGAGCUAUACAUUUAAUAUUUGUGUGUGUUCAGUCCCCCAUUUACUAAGUUACAACUCAAAAUGUUGAACUUAAAUUUACUGAAACCACCACUGUUGUCAUAGCAAGAAAAGAAACAAAAUAUUAAAGACUUAAAAUUGGUCCUGGCCUUUGACCUUAUAAUAUCUUUGCCUUGUCUGUAGUGUCACUGAUGAUGAUGUCCGAGUUUUAAGUUCUAAAGAAAAUUGAACAAACUGUGUUACAAAAAGACAAAAUUGUUGUGUACACAAAAUUUCAGCUCUUUGCUACAACUAUUUACACUCUGAUAUACUGUGCCAUUGUUUACACACUCUGCUAUGCCAUGUGUGUGAAAUUUGGUUAUUGCCAGACUGUGUUUAAAUGAUAAUCUCAGACAGCUAUUGUGUUUAUCCUGAUUUACACGCUCAACAUUAAGUGAAUGGAAAUGUUUUAAUAAUUCUUACCGCUGUUUUCCCAUUAUAAACUAAAACAGUUGUUCAACAUAACAGUCAAGCUUGUGUGUAUGUAGGCAGCAUGUCCAUACGAGCAGCUUCUAUUGCCAUGCAAAAAAAAAACAAUGUAAUGUUUUACAAGUGGCAGCUAUGGUUGUUUUCGGUAAUUAGAUGAGGCAAGUUGUUAUAAUAGGUUUGGUUGUUUCUGUUACAAUAAUUUCUGAUCAAAACAUAACUGCAACAUUUUUUUGAUGAUUUUCCAAUGAGGCAACAUUUUUAGAACCUUCGUUACUUUAAGCAUCAUUCAAGCUAUCAACAUUUAACGUUAUUAUUGUUGCUCUACACUAUCAUUUAAGCUAUCAACAUUUAAAAGUUAAUGUUGUUGCCUUACACUUUCAUUCAAGGCAGAGCCGGCCUUAGGCCACUGCAACCUAUGCGGCUGCAGUGGGCCCCGCACUUUCAUAGGUCCCACUUUCUAAUACAAAAUCUAAAUUUUCACUUAUUAUCCUUAUCCCUACCCAGCCUGGGCCCCGCGCAAUCCGUUACGCAUAGGGCCCCGCAAUUGUUAGGCCCCUGAUUCAAGGUAUCAACAUUUUAGUGUAAAGAAAGAAAAAAAAAUUCUUAGUAUAAAAUGUCUGAGAAAGAAAUACUUUGGAAUAUAAAAUGUUAGUGUUAGUCUCAUACUUCUAUGUUCGUCUUUCUAUGUUAUAAAUUUCUGGUUUAGAAUUUUGUUGCAUCUAAAAGUAAAAUGAUUGGUGAAAGAAUGCAGCAUGAAUGAAAUGUAAGUAGGAGUGGGGGGGGGGGGAGUUUGAUCUUAAAAAGGUUUGAUAUGUUUGUAAAUAUUUGAUGCUCU
This is a messenger RNA of Lymnaea stagnalis (great pond snail), 8136 nucleotides long. Lineage: Eukaryota; Metazoa; Mollusca; Gastropoda; Lymnaeidae. The record is from the annotation of a GenBank genome assembly.